AUGCAUCUGAUGUACACCCUCGACGCCAACGGCAACCGCCUCUACACCCUGAAGAAGGUCGCCCACGGCCAGGUCACCAAGUCUGCGCACCCGGCGCGCUUCUCCCCCGACGACAAGUGGUCGCGUCAGCGUGUCACGCUGAAGCGUCGGUUCAACCUGCUUCUGACCCAGCAGAAGGAGGAGGCUAUGUAA
Molecule: messenger RNA, 192 nt
Organism: Trichoderma citrinoviride
Lineage: Eukaryota; Fungi; Ascomycota; Sordariomycetes; Hypocreales; Hypocreaceae
Product: Nop10p-domain-containing protein
Exons: 2
Coding region: 1-192 (63 amino acids)
Biological process (GO): positive regulation of telomerase RNA localization to Cajal body; rRNA pseudouridine synthesis; ribosome biogenesis
Cellular component (GO): box H/ACA telomerase RNP complex; box H/ACA snoRNP complex
Molecular function (GO): box H/ACA snoRNA binding; telomerase RNA binding
Source: RefSeq, a predicted model, not a curated record